Molecule: messenger RNA, 1033 nt
Organism: Oppiella nova
Lineage: Eukaryota; Metazoa; Arthropoda; Arachnida; Sarcoptiformes; Oppiidae
Source: the annotation of a GenBank genome assembly
AUUCUCAUAAGCAAUCGAUUGAUGAGUUUAAAUGUGAAAUAUAUUUUAUAGUCAUUAUUAUUCAGAUUUGUCACCUUAUUAUACCUUAUAUUCACAUUUGGUAUCAAAUAAAUUUUGUUUAUUCCCAAAAAUUGGUUAACCAGAAAUGCUAAAAGUCAGAGCCAACUAAUCUCAAUCUCAUUGUUAUAAUAACUGUAAUAAUAUUAUUAUUCACAAUAAUAAAGUCAAACAAAUAAGAAUUGACGAGAAAAUGGCUCAAAACGAGGACUCAAUGAAUAAUAAAAUAAACUUUGCAGAAGGCAAUGUGAGAAGAGCCACAGUAACCGACGUCUAUAUAAUGCAAAAACAAAAUAGCGUUCACUUCGGAGGGAGUGAGUCAACAGACAGUGGCCAAGGAGUGUGCGGCGCAAUACUGACCCUCUUAUCGCUGGCAGUGGCCGCCUGUACUUUCCCCUUCUCACUCUUCUUCUGCAUCAAAGUUGUCCAGGAAUAUGAACGCGCCGUCAUCUUCAGACUCGGUCGUCUACUGCAUGGAGGUGCAAAAGGACCUGGUAUAUUCUUCAUCCUGCCGUGCAUCGAGCACUACACGAAAGUGGACUUAAGGACCCUGACGUUUGAUGUACCGCCUCAGGAGGUGCUGACGAAGGACUCGGUGACAGUGAGUGUGGACGCUGUGGUGUACUAUCGCGUACACAACGCCACUGUAUCCGUGGCUAACGUAGAGAACGCUCACCACUCGACCCGACUUCUGGCCCAAACCACUCUCAGAAAUAUGUUGGGAACUCAUAAUUUACACGAAAUCCUAUCCGAUAGGGAGUCCAUAUCCAACUCAAUGCAGACUGUUCUGGAUGAAUGUACAGGUGCCUGGGGUAUAAAAGUGGAACGUGUCGAGAUGUGAGUCACUAUUUUUAUUAUUCUCUUUUCUCUCUUUUCCCAAAAACCCCGCAAAUUAAGAAUUAUUUGGACGAAGUCACCGAAGUUUGGGGCAUUAAAGUAGAAAGAGUAGAAAUGUGAGUCCAUCCAGUACUACUUU